AAAUGCCGGCCUCGUUCCGGAGGGGAAGGCGCGAGGUUUCCGGGAAGGCACCGGGACCGCCCCUCGGCCCGGCGCUAUAAAGGAGGGAGCAGCGGGACGCGGUCAGCGCUGACCCCGCAGCCGCCCGCAGCGCUCCGAUGGCUCCCGCCGGCCCCCAGCCACUGAUCCUGGCGCUGAUCACUGCUGCCCUGCUUCCAGGGCCCUGCGGUGCCCAGGGAUCCACCUCGGUACUCCCCCAAGAGGCCAUCCUGCCCCGAGGGGGGUCCAUUGAGCUCAACUGUAGCGCCCCUUGUGCAAAGCCUGGUAACCUGGGCCUGGAGACGCCAUUGCCAAAGGUGGAGCUGGCCUCGGGGGACAACUGGACGGUGUUUAAACUGAGCGAAAUCCUGAAGACGAGCAGCCCCAUAUGUUUUGCUGCCUGUGACGGGGCCCAGGUGUCGUCGCAGGCCACCAUCACUGUGUACUGGUUCCCAGAGACCGUGGAGCUGGCCCCCUUGCCCCUCUGGCAUCCGGUGGGCCAGAACCUCACCCUGAGCUGCCUGGUGACUGGUGGGGAGCCUCGGGCCCAGCUCACCUUGGUGCUGCUCCGCGGGGAGGAGGAGCUGAGCCGGCAGCCUGUGCUGGGGGACCCGGCAGUGGUCACAGCCACGGUGCUGGCCAGCAGAAGCGAUCAUGGUGCCAAUUUCUCCUGUGCCACGGAACUGGACCUGCGGCCACACGGGCUAGGGCUGUUCCAGAACACCUCGGCCCCCAGGCGGCUCCAAACCUUCAUCCUGCCGAUGAAUUCCCCGCAACUUUCCAUGCCCAGGGUCGUGGAGACUGGCACCCUGCAGCCCGUGGGUUGCUUUCUGGAUGGACUGUUCCCGGCCUCCGAGGCCCAGAUACACCUGGAGCUGGGCAGUCAGAGGCUGAGCUUCACCACCACCUACAGCAGGGACUCCGUGUCUGCCAUGGCCACUAUCGAGGCAACAGCAGACCUGGAGGGCCCCCAGAACCUGCUGUGUAUGGUCAGUCUGGGGACCCAGAGGCGGCAGACCCAGCAGACUCUGACCAUCUACAGCUUCCCCGGUCCCAACCUGACCCUGAGUGAGCCCGAAGUGUCGGAAGGGAACCUGGUGAUGGUGUCCUGUGAGGCCCUAGCUGGAGCUUGGGUGACCCUGAGCAGCGCCCCAGCCAAGCCACCGUCCUCCAAGGCCCAGCUUCAGGUGAACGCCAGCGCCGAGGAUCAUGGGCGUCGCUUCUCCUGCUCUGCUGGCCUGGAAGUGUCCGGGCAGGUGUUGUACAAGAACCGCACCGUGGAGCUCCGUGUUCUGUAUGGCCCCCGACUAGAUGAGAGAGACUGCUUGGGCAACUGGACUUGGGAAGAGGGGUCUCAUCAGACUCUGAUCUGCCAAGCGAGGGGGAAUCCAGCCCCUCAGCUGAGCUGUAAUCGGAUACACGAUGGCGCUCCGCUGCCCACCGGAGACGUGAGGCCGGUCAAGCGAGAGCAGGCUGGCACCUACCUGUGUCGGGCAGUGAGCUCUCGAGGGGAGGUCAUCCGCGAGGUGGUCCUGAGAGUGAGCUACAACCAGAACAACUUAGUGGUCAUCAUCCUGGUGACCGUUGGACUGAUCUUGGGCACUGUGGCCAUUGGCGCUUACCUGUACAACCGACAGCGAAAGAUCAAGAAGUACAAGCUGCAAAAGGCUCGGGAGGCCUGCGCCAUGAAACUGAACGUGCAAGCCCCGCCCCUGUGCACCCCGCCCACCCCAGGGACCCCCUGCACAGCUGCCAUGCCAUAGAAUUGAACAAAAUGGUGGACGUGUGUGGUCACUUAGUCAUAGCGACUCCUCAGGGUGACAGAGGCCAGGGGCCGUGGCCUCAUGAUGCAGGCCGCAUUUGGAGUCAAGAGAGCAGCACCCCUUGGGCCCUCAAGGCUGCACAGAUAAUCUGUAGCUGUGAGACUGAGCCAAAAGAAGUCAGGAUUGGGACCAGACCUGGAAACUUGACCUGGGCAGACGGAAGGAGAGAUGGAGCUGGAAAUAAUGCAAAUAUGGCCACGUGGGCCCUGAAGCCAGGAAACACUGUAAUCACCUUCUAUUGCAUGUCCUAAGGCCCUGUGGCCCAAGGGCAGAAAUGACCCCAAGUGGAACCUCAGAUGUCCAGCUUUCCUCCGACCUGUGCCAGCUUGGGCCCUGCUGUCUGUUGACUUGUUCUCAGAUCUCCACGAUAAUGUAUUUAUUAUUUUUAAAUAUUUUUCUUACUAUUUAUUGAGUACCUUCCAUGGAGGCUAGAAAGAUGUACAAAAGUAACACUGAUUCCUGCCUUGAUAGAACACCCAGUUUGUCAGAGUUGGCCAAGUCCAGUUGUAUUGACUGUGCUGCAACUGCACAAGAGGAUCUGGUUUAAAAAAAAAAAAAUCAAGGGGCUGGGGA
Molecule: messenger RNA, 2414 nt
Organism: Perognathus longimembris pacificus (Pacific pocket mouse)
Lineage: Eukaryota; Metazoa; Chordata; Mammalia; Rodentia; Heteromyidae
Gene: Icam1
Product: intercellular adhesion molecule 1
Exons: 7
Coding region: 138-1781 (547 amino acids)
Biological process (GO): cell-cell adhesion
Cellular component (GO): membrane
Molecular function (GO): integrin binding
Source: RefSeq, a predicted model, not a curated record